AUGGCCUCCGAUAGGCUUCGGGUGCCCGACGAGAGCGGCGCAUCGCCGUCCUCGUCGUCGACACUGCCGCCGCCGACCCUCUCGCUGCUACCGUCCAACGUCGCCUCGAUCUUUCUCGCUCGCUUCGAUGUGCGCAGCGGCAACCAGAUCGACUUCCAGUGGCCCCCUCGGCCUGGUGCGGCUACGGGAAAGCUCGUCGAUACGGACGAUGGCAUCGCGGCGGAUACGGUGGGAUGGGAGGGAGAAGCGGUGGAUCUCACUGGUGUGGAGUGGAAGGUACUCCCCAGUGGCGGACAUCUGAUCGAGAGGGAUACCAUCUACUUUCAGCCGAGCACGCCACCGCCAUCUGAGUCGUCACGCACCAGGCGGGGCCAGGUCGGCGUCGCCUGCUUUCGGAACAUCAAGCUCGGUACAGCCGCUUCCGCCGCCACCUCGUCCGUCAGCGCGCCUGCGCCUGCGCCUGCGGGAAGCGGAGGCGUGGAUCAGAGGGGCGCCCGGAUGAUCAGCGUCGGCCUCGUCCUCUCGUGCCUCUCGACCGAGGCCGCCAUGAGCCCCACGGCGCAGCAGCUCGCCAUCGUACCGCACCUCGACAACCUGGAGAAGCUGGCGGACCAGCUCGUGCAGCGGCCCGACCAGACUGAGCUCCUCAAGUCGUACUACGACGCCCAUGCCGUCACGCGCAGCUCGCAGGGCAAGGACCAGCCGAAUGCCGGCAACGGCGGCAGCUCAGAAACGUGGAUGGCCGCAUCGACGAUGCGCCAGCUGAGGAUACGACGCCGUCGCGACCCGAAGAUGCUCUAUCACGACCCCACCUCGCACCUCCCCGCCAUGUGCAGCGCGCUCGGCCCUCUGCUCCCGACGAUCCUCAAGAAGCUCAUGAUCCGCGGCCACCGCCUCCUCAUCUUCGCACCGGCCCCGCCGCUGCUGCAGGCGGCCUAUAUCGGGUACAACCUGGCCGACCUCGUCACCGAAGCCUCGCCCAUGUCGCGCAAGGGCGGCAACCUCGUCUCUGUCCGGGUGCGCGGCCAGGUAGGCGUGCACGACAUCAUCGCCCUCGAAGAAGAGGAGAAGCAGAGGCGCACCACGGCGGUGGCGGGCGAGCACGCCGCAGCCAACGACGACGGAGGUGUUGACGAGGCCGGACGUGCUCAGGGCACGCCGAGCUGGGUCGCAUGGAGUUCGGACAAGAUCUUGCUCGAGAAGCCGCAUCUCUUCGACAGCGUGCUCGACCUGUCGGCGCUAGCAUCGCCCGCAUCGGGCGGAAGGCUGGACGAGAACAGCCUCCUCAGCUCCAACGCAUGCGCCAAGUUGCUGCGCGUCAGCCGCACGCCGGUCCAGACCGGCGGAGGUGCGCCCUCCUCCUCAUCGGCCGCCGCGAGACCGCCGUUGCGCGAAAGGGUCGAGGCCAAGAAGCAGAGCUGGACGACGCGCGAGUUUGCUACAUUCAACGAGCUCGAUGCCCAGGCCGAGCGGCACGCUGACCGCCUCAUCCUCCUCGGCGGACGCAAGAGGAGCGGCAGCGGCAGCACGUCCAAGGUCAAGAGGAAGGCGAGCAAGGGCAGCCUCCGACGGCGUCACGACGAGGAUCGAGGCACCGCUGCUGCUGCUGCGUCGACGCUGACGCAUCGAAAGACGCGACGGCUCGAUGCCCAAGGCGACUACGGUGCUGGCGACGGCGGCGGUGGCGAUGCGAUGACGAGGUCCGAGUCGGCGCUGUCGCAGUGGCGCGGCGGGUGCGCCCGCUCGCCUCGCCGGACGCCCGGCGGCGUACUGAGCGCCAUCCUGGCUUUUUUGCGCUACUGGCUCGCGGGCUGGUGGUUCCUCCCGACGCACUGGAGGUACGGCCUGCCCUCGUCGUACGUCCUCCCCCUCGGCAUCCGUGGCGACGGCGGCGUGCGUUCCAGCAUCAUGAUUCUGCCGAUCAGCGACAGCGACGACGAGGAUGCCGUCGACGUGGAGGACGAUGACGAGGACGCAAGCAGCCAAGGCAGCGUCGAUGGAGAUGAGGAUCGUCCUGACGACGGAGAGACGCAAGCGGCAUCUCGUUCGAAUGCAGAGGAGUCGCCUGGCAAAGGGACCGGCGAGCACCAAGAGCAAGACCUUGAUGGCGACAGCAAGGCUGCUGCCGGUACCGCCCUCACCAGCUCCUCCACGGAAUCGACCCUGUCGACGAAGACCGGCGAAGAUGAUAACGACGAGGAGGAUGAGGACGACGACGAAGGUGACCUGGACCUCAACCUCAUGGGCCCGCCCGACCCGCUUCUGGCCGCCGUCGGGGCGAGCGUCCCCUUCAACCAUCAUCACCACCACGGCGAUGGGCGCAAGUCGCCCGGCCUUGGCAGGAGGCCGAGCAGCACCGGCGGUGCCAUCGACGACGACGCCACCAGCGCGCACAGCAACGGGCGGGGGGCGGCAGCACCUUCGCGCCGCACCGUCGGCAGCGUCUCUAGCGGGCGCGGCUACGGGCGGCGGAUGAGCUUCGACCGGUUCGGCAACCACAUCCCGCUCUCUUCGUCGUCGAUCCGGGGUGUCGACGACGACGUCGAUGAGGCGGACGAGGAGAUCGGCGUCGAUGGCGGCCACGAGGACUGGAGCCUGCUCCUGUCCGACUCGCUCUGGACAGUGUGGGGCCGUUGGACGCGCGCCCUGGUGCAAGGGCUGGUCGAGAUCCUCAGGGAGGAGCGCGACCAGGCGCUUGACGGCGCAGGAUCCGGGGCGUCGGACGGCGAGGCCCAAGAGACGAGGCGGUUGCUUGAAGUCGAUGGCGAUGGCGGCGGCGGCGGCGGCGGCAGCGGUAGUGGCGCAGUCGUGCUGACGGUGCGGAUCGGGACAAAGGAGAUGGCGUCGCUUGGGCUGAGCGCGGGCAACGACGGCGACGUCGAGCUGGUGCAGUCGCUGGCGCUCCGGGUCCUCGACAAGCUGGACCGAUCCAGCGAGCGGGGCGGUCGGCCGGCGUCGUCGCGGCACCAGCAGCAGCGGAGGGUGACUUGGAGGGUCGAGGUGGACAAGGUGUGGCCGAUCCUGCGCUGGUUCUUGUAG
Molecule: messenger RNA, 3039 nt
Organism: Pseudozyma flocculosa PF-1
Lineage: Eukaryota; Fungi; Basidiomycota; Ustilaginomycetes; Ustilaginales; Ustilaginaceae
Exons: 2
Coding region: 1-3039 (1012 amino acids)
Cellular component (GO): lipid droplet
Source: RefSeq, a predicted model, not a curated record